AUGAAGCUAACUAUAGGGACUUUGUUGGCUUUUUUCCUGAUUCAGAUUUGUACCUCCUCUACAAUACCAAAGCUUGGUUCACGCAUCACCAACGCCAAAAAUGCUGCACCAGGACAGUUUCCAUACCAAGUAUCCGUCGAGCUUAAAUUUCCACUGUUAAAGUCCAAACAUGUCUGCGGUGGUUCCAUCAUCAACGAAAACUACGUCCUCACAGCUGGCCAUUGCGCCAAGGGUUUCACGUUCUUAUUAGGAAAGAUGAGGGUCAAGGUUGGCCAACAUGACUUAAAACAAAGCAACGAAUAUUCACAGAUCGUCGAGGUUGCCAAGCGAAUCCCACAUGAAUCGUUUCCCGGAGGCUUAACCCCUAAGCAACAUGACAUCGCGCUAUUAAAAUUAAGAAAACCUUUGGUAUUCAACGAGAACGUCCAACCAGUCCAGCUUCCCGAACAGGAUUCGGAUUAUUCUGGCAUGGCUUUCCUCAGCGGUUGGGGCUCCACGGCUUUUGGAUUCAGACCUAAGCUUCCUCAGAUUCUUCAGUUCGCUUCUGUACCCAUAAUCGAGCAAAAGGAGUGCAAGAAUUUCUACAACGGCCAGAGGGGUAGUCCUGGUAUUGACGAAACUAUGGUUUGCAGUGGUCCUAUCAAUGGUUCCAUCUCCGCUUGUGUUGGUGACUCUGGUGGUCCAUUAGUUCAAUACGUAGAAGAUAAGCCAGUUCAAAUUGGUGUAGUUUCCUGGGGAUCAUUUCCAUGUGGCGCUGGAGCUCCAUCUGUCUACACACGUGUCUCCUCGUACGUCGACUGGAUCAGGAAAAUUUCCAGUUAA
Molecule: messenger RNA, 822 nt
Organism: Copidosoma floridanum
Lineage: Eukaryota; Metazoa; Arthropoda; Insecta; Hymenoptera; Encyrtidae
Product: trypsin-1-like
Biological process (GO): proteolysis
Molecular function (GO): serine-type endopeptidase activity
Source: RefSeq, a predicted model, not a curated record